Messenger RNA from Aspergillus ochraceoroseus IBT 24754, 612 nucleotides. RefSeq names its product 40S ribosomal protein uS10 (gene S10a). Gene Ontology annotation, biological process: translation. NCBI's taxonomy places the organism in Eukaryota, Fungi, Ascomycota, Eurotiomycetes, Eurotiales, Aspergillaceae. The transcript has 4 exons. The coding region runs from base 99 to 446 and encodes 115 amino acids. Gene Ontology annotation, molecular function: structural constituent of ribosome; RNA binding. The record is from RefSeq and is a predicted model, not a curated record. Gene Ontology annotation, cellular component: ribosome; cytosolic small ribosomal subunit.
GAUUCUCAACGGCCAUCAAUCAUCACCUUACCGAACCCCCGACGUUCAGGUCUUGAUUCGCCUACAGCCUCACUCGCAAACCCAAACUCACUGUCAAGAUGUCUUUCAAGCCUGAGAAGGAUUUCGGCGAGGGCCCUAAGGUCCACAAGAUCCGUAUCACCUUGACUUCCCGCAAGGUCGCCGCCCUCGAGUCUGUCUGCUCUGCCCUCAUCGAGCGUGCUCGCUCCAAGUCCCUCCAGGUCAAGGGCCCCGUCCGUCUUCCCACCAAGACUCUGCAGAUCUCUACCCGUAAGACCCCCAACGGUGAGGGUUCCAAGACCUGGGACAAGUACGAGAUGCGCAUCCACAAGCGUCUCAUCGACCUCCUCGCCCCCACCGAGACCGUCAAGCAGAUCAUCAUCAACAUCGAGGCUGGUGUUGAGGUUGAGGUCACCAUUGCCGCCUAAAUCAAGUUUUCACUCUGGAAUAAUGGGGAAAUUGCGUCAACUCUUGACUGGGUUGGCGUCGACGAUGUACUCGUCUGGCCGCGGCGUGGUUCACUGGUCACUUCUGGGCUCGUACUGGGACAACAUCGAUACCCAAUAAAAAUAGGCAUAAAAAUGGAAAAGUCGA